AUGUCAGAAUUCAGCUGAUGUUUUAGGGAAAAGCCUUGCAAAUCUGCAGAAAGAAUUUAAUGACAUCCUUGCUGAUGCUAAGAGAGAAAAAGAGGAAGCGUGGGCUAGACAGAGACAAUUGCAGGAAGAAAUGGUAUCCCAGCAGGAAAAACUGGAAGAAGUAGAGGAGAAUUAUAGACAGGUUAAAGCUGAAAACAGGCAGAAUAAGAACAAGGUCGAUCAGUUAGAGAAUGAAAUUCAACAUUUACAUGAAAAAAUAAAGAGCAUGGAAGAAAUUCAGGGCCUUGCUGAUCAACAGCUCCAAGAGGCAAAUGAAGAGAAAAAGACUAUUCUUGCUCAACUGGAAGAUUUAGAGAAAAGG
Opisthocomus hoazin is the source of this 361-nucleotide messenger RNA. Lineage: Eukaryota; Metazoa; Chordata; Aves; Opisthocomiformes; Opisthocomidae. The record is from RefSeq and is a predicted model, not a curated record.